Exaiptasia diaphana is the source of this 5089-nucleotide messenger RNA. RefSeq lists its product as uncharacterized. Lineage: Eukaryota; Metazoa; Cnidaria; Anthozoa; Actiniaria; Aiptasiidae. The record is from RefSeq and is a predicted model, not a curated record. Bases 5 to 4366 code for a protein of 1453 amino acids. The transcript has a single exon.
CAAUAUGUACGUGUCUCAAAGAAAAGGAAACGACUCCAUGACAUGUGGCUCAAUCACCAAACCUUGCAAAACAAUCGUCAURGGAGUAUCCCUGGCUGCACAAAAUACUCGUGUCUACGUGGAUGGAACAGGAUCAGAGACAACACCMUAUACCUGUAAGUCAUCAUCGUCAGAAUUACCAGGAAUUCAUACCAAAAAGAGUCUGGAAAUUGUUGGUGUCCAGUCAAUGGCACACGUCAAAUGCCAGGAAGGGCACGACGUCAGAUUUGAAAAGUCACUAAGAUUUAACGGUACUGAGACAGUUGUCGGCCUGACUAACAUGAAGUUUGUCAAUACAACGGUUAGGGGCCUGGAUACAAGCCUAAGUAUCAAUGAGUGUAUUUUUACUGGUGCUGCACAAGGAGUGAGCGUUGCCCAGUCCACCAGGUCUGUUGCUCUGUCAUUUUCUAACUCUCUGUGUAUGGACACUAGUUCUUGCAUAAAAGUGGAUGCGUCAGGACAUAUGCUGCCAAAAAACAAUAUAUCCAUUGAUAUAAGAAAUAGCAACGUGGUGUCUUCAUGGCGUACUGAAGGCCAGCCAGCAUCGGCCAUUCACGUGACGUCAUCAGGUCAUGACGUCACCCCUGGGUCAAUACAGGUGAAUUGUGAUAUCCAACUUCACAAUGUUACCUUCAAAUAUAAUACUCUUGGAAAAAAUGGACUGAUUUUCGUYGUCUUGAAAAAUUCGUUUACUUCCCUUAGCUUCAAUAAUGUAYUCUUUUCAGAGAACAAAGCCGAACAACAUACCAUUAGCUUGAUAACUGUUAWAAAUAGUAAAGAGCAUUUCAUGGUUUUUAAUAACACGCGUUUUGUAAGCUGUGGAGGUYUGUGUCGAGCAGUGAACGUCAGCGCAAGGAGCCAAAGCUUGAUUAUCAAAAACAGUCGAUUUGAACAAUUCAGCGUUGGUAGGCAAUCUGGUGUACUGAACCUUCAAUCUCUUAAGGACUGUAAUGUAUCCAUGGAAACCACCACCUUUGCAAACAACAAUGGRACAAUGGGAGACGGGGGGUGCAUGCUUCUUAACACGAGUGGAACAGCGACAGUUGUGCUGAAGGACUCUCUCUAUGUAAACAACACCGGUAGAAGUGGCGGCGUAUUUUGGUUAUUCGCUAAAAAUAAAAUGUUCUUCGACAUUUUAAACUGUCACUUUGAAUCCAAUUUCGCGAGUGUCUAUGGUGGACUAGCACGAGUUACGCUUGGUAUUCAAGUAAGUGCCGUUAUAAUGACAAACUCGACAGUUAUCAACAGUACUGCUCAGCUAUCAGGAGGGGUUUUUGACAUCCGUAGUGAAUUUCCGUCUUCGCCUAUCAAAAAUACAUAUUUGAUAUUUAGGAACAUACAUGUAUCGCAAAUCCAUUCUGCUUGGCUUAGUGCUGGAUUGUUGAUACUGCAUCCAACUAACGGAAAUCUAGAAAUACACGAUAGUGUGAUACACGAUAUGUAUGUUAUGUCGGGUGGACUAUUAGUUGCUAAUUAUGAGUCCACAUUAAUUGAUAUCACAAUUAAAAAUACCUCAUUGAAGAACAUCAUCUCAGCUCAAGAGUGUAGUGUCAUGGAUGUUCGUGGAAUUGGGCACUUAUCCCUUGAAAAUUUUACAAUCGACUCGACCUAUUUCUAUAAAAGUUACGGAGAAGGAGGAGCGUUUUGCUUCGCAGAUCAACUUCAUUCUAAUUCUUCCUUUAAACUUAACAAUGUUAUAGUUAAGAACUGUAGUGGUCGUGAUUACAUUCAUAGAGGGUAUGGUGCACUACUUUUUGAAUUUAUAUCUUCGGAAAACUCCGUCACAAUAACGAACUCAAUAUUCGAAUCAAAUACUGCAGACAGUGGUGGGUGUUUAGGUUUUUUACCAGGAACUCCGCUGGGUAGUGCGAAUAUUUUUAUCCAUAAUGUGACUUUUAAAGAAUGCUACAGCAGACAUCAAGGUGCAGGGGCUGUUUCUCUAUAUAUUGCAAAUGGUCAGGUCACAAUUGACUCAACUAGAUUUAUAGGCAAUGUAGCAUUUCGUGGAGAUGGAGGGGCUCUUUUCUUUGCUCCACUCAGUGUGGGAGGUGAUAAAGUUAAAGAUGACGGAUGCUUAUCGAUGAUCGAUAAAGCCCCCAGUACUCACAGAACUUGGUAUUAUGGGGUAUCAAUAUUGAUCAAUAAUUCAAUAUUUGUGAAUAACACUGCUGUAAAUGGAGGGGCGUUGGCCAUGUCUACAGGCAAACACACCAUCAAGAAUUGUUCGUUUAUUGACAACUUUGCUCAACUCGAAGGUGGCCAUAUCUUCAUGAAAUCAGACUCUACCACCCUUAACUUGCGUAACUCAAAUCUUCUACAACAGCACUCAUCAAUCACAGUAAAAUCAACUAAAGCUAAUAUUACCUAUAGAUCAAGUUUAGGAUCAUUUAUAAAUUCGCAAAGCUUGGGCCCUUUAAUGAUACAUAAUUCAAUAUUCCAAUCCAUGUUACCAGAAGGCAACGAGCCCACAAAGUUGGUCUUCGUUUCAAAAGGAAAUUAUAUCAAGCUGGGUAGCAACAAUCGGACGCUGGUCACGUGCUCUAGAGGAAGUAGGCUCGAUAUUGUCAAUUACACUAACAUACUUGAAGUACCGAGUAAAACAUACGAGGAUUGUGAGAUGGCUUUUACUCUAUUACAGUUUACCUGUGUGCCUUGCCCAAUAGAUGCAUACAGUUUACAACAUGGUCUGGGCCGAGGAAUGAGUAAAGUCAGCGGUUUUCAGUGUCUAUCUUGCCCGUACGGAGCUGUAUGCAAYAGCAARAUYUCAGCCAAACCGAACUUUUGGGGAUACAAUGUCAAAGAAAACCCUGCAGAGCUCAACUUUACUCUUUGCCCUCUUGGGUACUGCAAAGCACCCUCAGAAAAUGCCUUUCUUGACUAUAACAGCUGUCAAGGUAACAGAACUGGAACAUUGUGUGGUCACUGUAAGGAAAACUACUCUGAAACUCUCCUCUCACCGUCUUGUCGUCAUGACGACGAAUGUCAUGACAACUGGCUUUGGGGAGUGGCCRUUAUCAUGGYAACGCUGAUGGCGUUGUACUUGAUUCACAAGCCAGGUCUUUUACGCCUGUUCAAGAAACAAAUUCUCUGGUUUAGAUGUCAAAGAAAAGAGGAUAACCAACAAGAUGAAGCUGAAAAUCAUGGUGGCGGCGGGUACUUGAAGAUGGUGUUUUACUUUUAUCAAGUGGUAAACAUUCUUCUUGUCACCAAUUCAUACGAGAAGGUCAUCCAGUCCAAUCUYGUGCACCCUGUGGUGGGGAUUUUCAACUUUCAGUUUCGGUUUUCCAGRAACGGUUUUCUUUGUCCUUUUCCUGGUCUUACUGCAGUGACMAAACAGCUUCUCUUYGCCAGUCAAGUKCUUGGUGUGGUWUUCAUGAUUGCUGUCUCCUACGUUUKUCAMCUUCUACUGCGCAAGUGCAGGUCCAAGCCACCYCCGAACAUUGCUCCUUACCUCGGCGCURUUUUGGAGACACUGYUGCUAGGAUAUUCAGUAUUUGCUAAUACAUCUCUUCAGCUGUUACGUUGCACUUCACUAGGUCAGAAUUCUCAUCUGUUCAUCGCUGGACAAGUAGUGUGUUACCARUGGUGGCAGUACUUGCUCAUGGUUUUUGUUGGUGCAGUGGUUUUUCCUUUCAUUCUGACUCUAGCAUUUGGUUCCCACUGGCUGUACAAAGGAACUAUCUCUGUCAAGGAGUUUCUCCUUUGCUGUGUUCUUCCUCUUCCAUACUUGGUGUACAAGCUGAUAUUAUUUAUGUGUUCGUCAAAGAGACCAUGUCAAGAGCCAGUUGAAUGGAGAGCAUCAGUCACUAACGUUUUGUAUGGUCCAUUUCGAAUUCCCCAAGAGAGCGCCUUCGGWGCAGUCUACUGGGAAAGUAUUCUCGUAUCUCGACGACUUCUGCUCAUUUUAAUCUACGUGUUUGUAAGUGAUCCUUUUCUUAAGGAAAUUCUGCUGACAUUGAGCUGUGUUUCUAUACUCCUUCAUCACACUAUUGUACAACCGUUUCRUGAUGUCGCUGCAAAUAUCGUUGAAAUUGUGUCACUGUUCAACCUUAUUGUCAUCGCUGCCAUCAACACUUUCAAAGCAAGCUUCUUGUCAACUGGUCAGGAAGUGGAAGGCCCACUGAAGUCGAUUGCAGUCGCGUUAGACUGGGUCCAGCUAAUCAUCUUAAUUGUACUGCCAGUUCUUUUUAUUGUAGCUGUCAUAUUUUCCAUCGUCUCUCUCGUCAUUCGGUGUAUUAGGGAAGUACAUAUAUUCGCAAAGAGCUGUUGGAUUCGUUGUCAAGAGACAAGUGAUGAAGGACGAAGAUUACUCAAUCCCUUUACUUAACUACUUUACAGCAACAAUGACACUGGAAAAAAAACGCGCUGUAAAUUGGACUGUAAAAACGAUGUAAAUGAUGUAAGUAAUAUUUACAUGAUUUUAUUGGACACUUACAUAAUAUUUACAACACACUUACACACUUUUUACAAAAAAUAGAAAUAUAAUGUAAAUUAAAAUCCAAAUUUUCACGAUAUUUYCAUGAUUUUGGACACUUACGGGAUAUUUACAACCUUUGUAAUUAUUACAUAGACAUUGAAUUUACUUCAUAUUUCCACCAGUUUACAACCUUCAAGGAGCGCAAUUUUUUCCAGUGCAACUUCGGAAAUAAAGAUAACAGGAUGACUAUCCGGCAGUCAGCGUUUAUACACCUAUUUCUUGUAUAAAAUGUUGUCGGGGAGAGCGGCGAACGCGAUUUUCGAACGCAUGACCGAAAGGGACUAUGGGUACUAUGUUUUGACAUGCAAAAUUUCCCCUGUUGAUUUCACUUUGCAGGAAAAUGGAGACUAAAUGGAGAUAAGUUUAGCAGAAACUCUCUUACAGGAUAAAUCAGUUCAUAUUUUUUAUCAAAUAGCAAAACCUAUGGCCCCUAUCGUUCAUUCAAUCUCCGUUACAAUUGAUCUCUAAACCUUUUACGUCACUACUUGACUUUCAAUGCAUCGUGGGUUCAGUUCUUGGGAUGACCUACGUAGCACGCAGUUGAUGUAAUGUAUUCAUAUAAUGUAUUGUAUU